GGGAACGCCAAGCGUAGUACGAUGGCACGGCUCUGGAUCGCUUUCCAGCCGCAGGGACUGGAGUCGCUUCUAGCCUGGUUGGUCUCUGUAGGAGCAGACCUCGUCGGACACAGCAUAGCCGACCUCGCCGCAUUAGGGCAAGCCAUCGCCGGCGUUCACGUACAGCCUCCUGCUCCGCGCCCGCCUGGCCUACGAAAACGACCUGAUAUCGCACGCGAAAAUUGUCGCCUCCGAUUUCGCGACCUCUUCCGUAAAGGCCGAUGCAGCGGCGGCGAGGACCAGGAAACGACGUUGGACGGUAGCAAAAAGCCUGUGAAGGAGCGGAUGUUUUAA
Gaeumannomyces tritici R3-111a-1 is the source of this 333-nucleotide messenger RNA. RefSeq lists its product as hypothetical. Lineage: Eukaryota; Fungi; Ascomycota; Sordariomycetes; Magnaporthales; Magnaporthaceae. The coding region runs from base 22 to 333 and encodes 103 amino acids. The record is from RefSeq and is a predicted model, not a curated record. The transcript has a single exon.